GAAUUCUUUAUGGCCAUAAACAUGGAGAUUCUUUGGCAACCAUUGCCAAAAAUAUCAAAUGCAGUAAAACCACUGUGCAUGAUACUUUGAAACGGUAUGCUCAAACAGGAUCUACUAUGCCAAGAAAAUGUCUUGGUCCAAAAGCUAUAUUUAAUGAAUCUGCAUUAGAAGAACUUAGAAAAAUGGUUACACAAGAUACCAAAUACUGUCGAUUAAGCCUUAAAGAAAUACAAGAUUUAUGGAAAAAAGAAAAAAACCAAAAAGUUUCUAUUUCUACAAUUUGUCAUGCUUUAAAAAAAUGUGGACCUAUAGUUCCUAUUCAUAGUACUAUAAAUGGUGAAGUUUAUACUAAACUUAUAAGAAGACAUGCUAUUUCUGCUAUAUGUUAA
This is a messenger RNA of Cetraspora pellucida, 389 nucleotides long. The record is from the annotation of a GenBank genome assembly. Lineage: Eukaryota; Fungi; Glomeromycota; Glomeromycetes; Diversisporales; Gigasporaceae.